This is a messenger RNA of Triticum turgidum subsp. durum (durum wheat), 438 nucleotides long. Lineage: Eukaryota; Viridiplantae; Streptophyta; Magnoliopsida; Poales; Poaceae. The record is from the annotation of a GenBank genome assembly.
AUGCCUAAGAUAAAGACAAGCCGUGUGGAAUACCCCGAAGGAUGGGUGCUUAUCGAGCCCACAAUCCGUGAGCUGGAUGCCAAAAUGAGAGAAGCUGAAAACGAUACACAUGACGGGAAGAGGAAGUGUGAAGCACUCUGGCCAAUUUUCCGCAUUUCUCAUCAAAGAAGCCGUUACAUAUAUGAUCUUUUCUAUAAAAGGAAGGAAAUAUCAAAGGAGCUGUAUGAGUUCUGCCUGGACCAGGGUUAUGCAGACCGUAAUCUGAUUGCAAAGUGGAAAAAGCCGGGUUACGAGCGCCUCUGCUGCCUCCGCUGCAUCCAGACCCGAGACCACAACUUUGCGACUACAUGCGUGUGCCGGGUCCCCAAGCACCUGAGGGAGGAGCAGGUAAUCGAAUGCGUCCACUGUGGCUGCAAGGGAUGUGCCAGCGGCGACUAA